AUGCGUGUCGACCGCUGCCGUCAUGACCACUGUCCUAGCAUCGACAAGUCAGAGGGCAAAAUACGUCGAAUCCACGCUGCCGCGCGACUCACGAAACAAUCCGGCCGUCGCGUCACCACGACCUCGUCUAAAGAUGUCAAACAUCCGCCAGACGGAAUAAUCGAAUUAAAAACAGCGGCGGAAGAGGCGACGGUUCGAAACGCUAUGUCGUCAUUCACCGCUACCCGCGACACAAUCCAUGACCGUGACUAA
Messenger RNA from Soboliphyme baturini, 252 nucleotides. Lineage: Eukaryota; Metazoa; Nematoda; Enoplea; Dioctophymatida; Soboliphymatidae. The record is from the annotation of a GenBank genome assembly.